Messenger RNA from Lindgomyces ingoldianus, 558 nucleotides. RefSeq lists its product as uncharacterized. The transcript has 6 exons. NCBI's taxonomy places the organism in Eukaryota, Fungi, Ascomycota, Dothideomycetes, Pleosporales, Lindgomycetaceae. The record is from RefSeq and is a predicted model, not a curated record. Bases 1 to 558 code for a protein of 185 amino acids.
AUGAAGAGGAAAGAAGUGACAAUGGGAUGGAAAGCUAUAUACUUCCUCUUGUCGCCUAACGCAGAACAUGGCAGCAUAUUCAUAUUCAUAAAUCUCCCUCGCAUAGGUUACGGCACCCUAGCGUUUGCCAUGGAGACUGCUGCACUUUGCCUAAUAAUACGGCCCACGUGGCAAAGAAUGGCACUAGCGCCCGAAAGUGUGCCCAGCGUUUCCAUCGAAGCGUACUACGUACGAACGUACUCUGUUAGUGAGCCACACUGUACGUUUAAUGACCCCCUAGGAACGGUACGUAGCGCGGAUGGUAUCACCCUUCUAAGAACUUUGUAUAGAGAUUCUAGAGGAGUAGAAGGGCUCCAGCGAGUAGUAGGCAGGCAGGGAGUGUUUAGGGGUCCGUCACCAACCAUUUUGAAUUGCAGAUUAUCCAUCUACGCGCCUUGCUGCUUCGCAGAUCUCAUAUAUAUUGUAGACUGCAGAAGUCGGGAGCCUGCUACACCGCGACAGUAUACCUUCCGUAGCGAAAGAUUUAUCGCAGUAGUUCCUAGACAAUCGCAAUUGUAA